AUGGCGAUGAUGAUGACUGGCCGUGUGCUGCUGGUGUGUGCCCUCUGCGUGCUGUGGUGCGGUGCUGCCGGCGGAGUUUAUGCGAGUAAUCUCGAGAACAACGCAGUUAGUCGCUGCAUGGCGUCGGGAGUGUUGAAUACAAAUAAAUCGUAUACGCCGAGCGGAUGCGAAAAAACUGCGCUGACGCUGCCUUUACGAUCUGUCUUGUCCAUCACUGCUGCUGAGGCUUUGACGGACGCAGAAGAUCUUUCACCGGAAGAUAGUCAAGAUUCAGAUUCAGGUGUUGACACUGGUUCUGUUGGGGGUGCGGAUGAAGGUGAGAGCAACAGUCAGGCUUCUGGCGGUAAAGCCGGUGGAGGUUCUAAGGGUGAUGGUGUUGCUGAAUCAAGUGAGAGUUCUGGUAGUGGCUUAAGUGCAGAUCGUCCCGGAGAUGGUGUUGGUGAUUCUUUGGGUUCCGCUGCUCCUGCUGCUACUCUUGCUUCCCCCAUUCCCAAAGUGAAUACUUCUUCAAAUGACCGCAGUGGUCUGCCAUCUAAUCGGAAAAUGGAUUCUUCAGAAGCAGGGAAGCAGCCAGAGGCAACAGUGGGUGCAGGACCCAAAGCGCCCAACAUAAAGCCACCGGGGAAUUUGGAAAUUAAAGCAGAUGAACACUCUUCUCCCGCAAAAGACACAAACGAAGAAACUGGAAGUACUGAUUUGGGUAAAAGUAAGGAGAGUUCAGAGGAGAGAGCCAAGGGGACGCAGAGCUCUUCCAGCAGCUCAUCCACGACACGCAUAUUACCACAAUCGCCACAAUCGCCGGCAGUUGCAGCAGGAGGAAAGGGUCUAACAGCAUCGGCAGUACAUUCACCAACACCACAAGCACAGACAACGCCACCAGCAUCAGAAGAGGAGGGAACCCCACCAUCCGCACCCGAAGGGGAAAAUUCCUUGGGAAAGGAAGAAGAUGUUGAAGAAGAAAAAGAACAAAAAAAACAAGAACAACGACAAGGAGUAAAACAAAACGAAGAACAUCAAGAACAACUAAGCCAACAGCAACAAGAACAAAAGCGACAGGAGCCACAGCAGGAAAAACAAGAAGAGAAAGUAAUACAGCAGCACCACCAGCAAGAACAGCAAAAAAAUGAAAUCUCCGCGGAAAACGAAGAAAACCACGCAACAAAUGCAACCGUCACUGGCACAAAUACCACCGCAAAUAAAGAUGACACCGACGGCAGCACCGCGGUCUCCCACACCACCUCCCCUCUUUUGCUUCUUCUUGUUGUUGCGUGUGCGGCUGCUGCUGCGGUGGUGGCCGCGUGA
Trypanosoma cruzi is the source of this 1302-nucleotide messenger RNA. RefSeq names its product mucin-associated surface protein (MASP), putative. The coding region runs from base 1 to 1302 and encodes 433 amino acids. NCBI's taxonomy places the organism in Eukaryota, Euglenozoa, Kinetoplastea, Trypanosomatida, Trypanosomatidae. The transcript has a single exon. The record is from RefSeq and is a predicted model, not a curated record.